Molecule: messenger RNA, 429 nt
Organism: Echinostoma caproni
Lineage: Eukaryota; Metazoa; Platyhelminthes; Trematoda; Plagiorchiida; Echinostomatidae
Source: the annotation of a GenBank genome assembly
AUGCAUUCCUUCACUAAAUUGAGAAGACAAAAGGCCAGCGGCCGGGGCUAUAACCAGGUUGGGAUCCCGCGCAGUUCAUUUCCCUCCUAUCGCGCUAUUCUGGUGAUCGGGGAUGUGUUUCGACGAACCGAGGUCCGACAUAUGGUUGGCUUGUUACUCACUCGUCUGCGCUUCGGUCGGGUGUUUGUGCAUCAGGUUGGUGUGUGCGCAACCUACUCGGUCGGAUUGCCUACAGCAUGCGUGAUUGAUUUGGGCGAGGAAAAAACCACAGUAUGCUGUGUGGAAGACGGAGUCUCCAAUCCGGACUCACGUGUCACAAUUGCUGUCGGUCGAGCAAACGUUUUACAUACCUUCCAUUCCAUGGUUUUUAUACAACAUCAUGACCAGUGGUCGAGUUUCACUGCGGGUCAUUCUGUUUCCCAAGUGUAA